Colletotrichum tamarilloi is the source of this 267-nucleotide messenger RNA. RefSeq lists its product as uncharacterized. Lineage: Eukaryota; Fungi; Ascomycota; Sordariomycetes; Glomerellales; Glomerellaceae. Bases 1 to 267 code for a protein of 88 amino acids. The record is from RefSeq and is a predicted model, not a curated record. The transcript has a single exon.
AUGCCUUCCACUACGACGGCUGCGCCCGCUUUGCCAACAACUAAUUCCGAACUCGCAAGCGUCGAGCCUGUAGCCUGUUAUAAUUUUGAUAUCAAUGCUUACGGCUACUGUUGUCCCGGACCUGGGAACCCCUGUGAGAAGGAUCUUGGUAAGUGUUAUUUCAACGGAGAGGGUGUCUCUGAUGGGGCGAGCGGAAUUGUGCCCACAGGCGCAAGAUGCCCUCUGCCACCUGGCGCAGAGUACUGCAGAGGUGCGUGUGAAGAGUAA